Molecule: messenger RNA, 3712 nt
Organism: Cololabis saira (Pacific saury)
Lineage: Eukaryota; Metazoa; Chordata; Actinopteri; Beloniformes; Belonidae
Gene: parp1
Product: poly (ADP-ribose) polymerase 1
Exons: 23
Coding region: 107-3151 (1014 amino acids)
Cellular component (GO): nucleus
Molecular function (GO): NAD binding; NAD+ poly-ADP-ribosyltransferase activity; DNA binding
Source: RefSeq, a predicted model, not a curated record
GCGGGCUUCCCUGGCUUCUCUGUGAUUGUUGUGGCUGCUCGUCACCGGGAAUAAAAGUUUCCCCCCGCAGUCGUUUCCUUUUGUUUGCUUCUAAUACAAAACAACUAUGGCAGAGUCGCAGGAGGACAAGCUGUACAAGGCGGAAUACGCCAAAAGUGGCCGCGCUUCUUGCAAGAAAUGCAAAGACAACAUCCCCAAAGAUUCUCUCCGGAUGGCCAUCAUGGUGCAGUCUCCCAUGUUCGAUGGGAAAGUCCCGCACUGGCACCACUUCUCCUGCUUCUGGCAGCGAGCGGCAGCUCAAUCCUCCGCUGACAUCGCCGGCUUCUCUGAUCUCCGCUGGGAAGACCAGGAAAAAGUCAAAAAGGCCAUCGAAGGCGGCGGAGCUUCAGGAGGAGGAAAAGGCGACCAGAAGAGCGCAGCUAAAGGAGAAAAGACACUGAAUGACUUCGCAGUGGAAUACGCCAAGUCCAACCGCAGCACAUGCAAAGGCUGUGAGCAGAAAAUAGAAAAGGAUCAAAUUCGUGUGUCCAAAAAAACGGUGGACCCAGAGAAACCCCAGCUGGGGUUGAUCGACCGCUGGUACCACACGGCGUGUUUCGUGAGUCGCAGGGAGGAACUGGUGUUCAAACCGGACUACAGCGCUGCUCAGCUCAAAGGAUUCAACGCACUGCGGGCGGAAGACAAGGAGGAGCUGAAGAAGAGGCUCCCUGCUGUAAAGUCUGAAGGAAAGCGCAAAUGUGACGAGUUGGAUGGAGUGUCAAAGAAACAGAAGAAGGAAGAAGAGGAUGAGAAGAAAAAGCUUGAGGAGCAGAUGAAGAGUCAAAGCCAGCUGAUUUGGGGAAUCAAGGAUAAGCUGAGGAAAUAUUGUUCAACCAACGACAUGAAGGAGCUUCUGAUUGCAAAUGGGCAGGAAGUUCCUUCGGGAGAGUCCAAUGUGGUGGACAGCCUGGCUGACGGCAUGGCUUUUGGUGCUCUGGAGGCCUGCAAGGAGUGCAAGGGCCAGCUGGUGUUUAAGGGAGAUGCAUACUACUGUACGGGGGACAUUUCAGCCUGGACAAAGUGUGUGUUCAAAACUCCAACACCUGCACGUAAAGACUGGGUCAUCCCUCAGGAAUUCCAUGAAGUCCCAUUUCUAAAAAAAUUCAAGUUCAAGCGGCAGGACAGGCUUUUCCCCAAGGAAGCCCCGCAAACGCCUCCAGCCGUCAAAGCCGAACCCCUGGCGAGUGCGUCGAGCGCCCCGACCGAGCGGCUGCCAGAGGGAGCGCCUUCAGACAAACCUCUCACUGGCAUGAAACUCGUGGCUGUUGGAAAGCUGAGCAAGAACAAAGAUGAUCUGAAGGCCAUCGUGGAGGAGCUGGGUGGGAAGAUGACUGGCUCCGCCAGUAAGGCCUCUCUGUGCCUCAGCACUAAGAAGGAGGUGGAGAAGAUGAGUAAAAAAAUGGAGGAAGCCCGGGACGCCGGGGUGCGUGUUGUCUCUGAGGAUUUCCUCACAGACAUCAAGUCGUCAGGGAAAGCUCUUCAGGAGUUGGUCUCUCUGCACGCUAUCUCACCUUGGGGGGCGGAGGUUAAAGUGGAAGCUCCGGCUCCGUCUGUGGCCUCCAAGUCUGGAGCGACGCCGGCUAAGAGCACCGGGAGGGUCAAAGAGGAGGAAGGUAGUAGCAAAACCAAGAAAAUGAAACUCACUGUGAAAGGUGGAGCUGCUGUGGACCCAGACUCAGGCCUGGAGGACAGUGCCCAUGUCCUGGAGCAGAGUGGGAAGAUGUACAGCGCGACACUGGGUCUGGUGGAUAUCGUCAGAGGAACAAACUCCUACUAUAAACUGCAGCUGCUGGAGGAUGAUGUGCAGAAACGGUACUGGGUGUUCAGGUCCUGGGGCAGAGUGGGAACCACCAUCGGAGGAAACAAGUUGGACAAAUCCCACGACAAGAACUCGGCGCUGGAUAAUUUCCUGACUGUCUACAAGGAGAAAACUGGAAAUGAAUGGGGCUCUUCCAACUUCACCAAAUAUCCCAAUAAGUUUUACCCACUGGAGAUCGACUAUGGACAGGACGAGGAGGCCGUGAAGAAGCUGACCGCCAGCGCCGGCACCAAGUCCAAGCUGGGCAAACCUGUGCAGGAACUGAUCAAGAUGAUCUUUGACGUAGAGAGCAUGAAGAAGGCCAUGGUGGAGUUUGAGAUUGACCUCCAGAAGAUGCCUCUUGGGAAACUGAGUAAAAGACAAAUCCAGAGUGCCUACGCCCUCCUCACCGAAGUACAGCAGGCUGUUUCGGACUCCUUGGCCGAGGCACAGAUUCUGGAUCUCUCCAACCGCUUCUACACCCUGAUACCCCACGACUUCGGCAUGAAAAAACCCCCACUACUCAACAACCUGGAUUACAUUCAAGCCAAAGUCCAGAUGUUGGACAACCUGUUGGACAUUGAAGUGGCGUACAGUUUGCUGAGAGGUGGAGCCCAGGACGAUGACCAUGAUCCCAUCGACAUCAACUAUGAGAAACUCAAAACUAAGAUUCACGUUGUUGACAAGAACACACAGGAGGCUGAGGUCAUUACGCAAUACGUGAAAAACACCCACGCUGCUACACACAACACGUACACAUUGGAAGUGCAAGAAAUCUUCAAAAUCUCUCGAGAUGGAGAGCGCCAGCGGUACCGUCCCUUCGAGGAGCUACACAAUCGACAGUUAUUGUGGCACGGCUCCCGAGCCACCAACUACGCUGGUAUUUUGUCUCAGGGUCUCCGUAUUGCACCUCCAGAGGCUCCUGUGACUGGGUACAUGUUUGGCAAAGGUGUGUAUUUUGCUGACAUGGUGUCCAAGAGUGCAAACUACUGUCACACCUCCCAGUCGGACCCCGUAGGCCUCUUACUGCUCGCAGAGGUCGCUUUAGGAAAUAUGCAUGAGCUGAAGAAGGCCUCUCACGUUACAAAAUUACCCAAAGGAAAGCACAGUGUUAAAGGUUUGGGUAGGACCGCUCCUGAUCCGAACGCUACCGCCAAUCUUGAGGGAGUGCAAGUGCCUCUGGGAAAAGGAGUCAACACUAACAUCGAUGACACGAGUCUGCUGUACAACGAGUACAUUGUGUACGAUGUAGCUCAGAUAAACAUGAAAUACCUCUUGAAGAUCAAGUUUAACUACCAGACAUCUCUCUGGUAAAAGAGCCUACCCCUUCCUAGAAAAAGCGAACCUCCGGUAGAGACCUUUGGAGACCACCGUCGCUGGAGGGCCGGGCUUCAUCGUCUACAACACAAGAUGUGAACAGAAGCGAUAUUAUACUGUACUGUGGUCAAUUUAAGUCUUUUGUCACUUUACUGCUUUUUCAUCAAGUUAAUUAGCUGACCGCUGCUGUGAGAAAUACUUUACUUAGAUUAAACAUACCUGCCCAAACGACUAGAAGCUGACGGUAGUUGAAAAACCGUAACAAGUCUGCAGAUUUAUACAUAACAGUGUUCAUACAUGGAUUCUUUAGUUAAUUAGCCACUAAAAUGCACGUUUUUUUUGUAAACUGAUGGCAAUGCACAUAUUGUAUGUGGUUUGACAUGUAUAUUUGUUUUGUCAUGUCUCAAGCUCUUUUUCUCUGCUAAAAGGGGCAGGGCAGUAUGCUCCUCGUGAAGUAUUCCUUAAAACCACAACGGACAUGCUAUGCUGAUAUCUUUUUUUUUUUCUUACCUUUUUUCCUCCUUUCCUCAAGUACAAUAAAAAAAUGUUUUUGAAACA